AUGCUGGAUAAGGCCACCCUGCUCCUGUUCAUGCAUUUAGUUGCAUGCUCCAUCUCCUCUCCUCUAUACCCAGCUCUCAGGUACAAUCCAGGGCCAGUUGCUGGGAAGGCCGUGAACUUCCAGCUACAGCACAGCAGACCAUUGCAGAGCCAUAGUCCCUUAGCAGAGGAACAGAAGGAGGAGGGUUUGUUAACAGACCCCACUGAGAAAAGGAUGCAGCGCCAUGCUGAUGCUAUAUUCACUGACAACUACCGGAAAUUCCUGGGGCAGAUUUCCGCCCGCAAAUUCUUACAGACCAUCAUUGGCAAGCGGCUUGGAAGCAGUGAGAGCAGCCCAGGAGAAGGGGUGCACGAAUUUCUGACAAGGCGCCAGUCUGACAGCAUUCUGAUGGACAGCCGCUACCACCAACAGAUGGUACUAAGGGACUUCCUGGGAGCCAUUCUGCAGAAUCAAAGGCCUCAGGACAUCACCAGCAGUCGGUUAGAAGGCUUUCCCAGCACCUUGGCUAAACUCAUGUAA
Haliaeetus leucocephalus (bald eagle) is the source of this 519-nucleotide messenger RNA. RefSeq names its product growth hormone releasing hormone (gene GHRH). Gene Ontology annotation, biological process: positive regulation of cell population proliferation; positive regulation of growth hormone secretion; positive regulation of multicellular organism growth. The record is from RefSeq and is a predicted model, not a curated record. Lineage: Eukaryota; Metazoa; Chordata; Aves; Accipitriformes; Accipitridae. The coding region runs from base 1 to 519 and encodes 172 amino acids. The transcript is spliced from 5 exons. Gene Ontology annotation, cellular component: terminal bouton; extracellular region; perikaryon. Gene Ontology annotation, molecular function: neuropeptide hormone activity; growth hormone-releasing hormone activity; growth hormone-releasing hormone receptor binding.